Molecule: messenger RNA, 976 nt
Organism: Arachis duranensis
Lineage: Eukaryota; Viridiplantae; Streptophyta; Magnoliopsida; Fabales; Fabaceae
Product: ras-related protein RABB1b
Biological process (GO): regulation of endocytosis
Cellular component (GO): endosome
Molecular function (GO): GTPase activity; GTP binding
Source: RefSeq, a predicted model, not a curated record
UUCUCCUUCAUGGUCGUCGUCUUCUUCAUCACUCUCACUUCUAACUUGUCACUGACAGUAACACCCACUCAACCACCGUUACUUUCUCUUUGCUUCUUCUUCUUCAAAUCGUGCCUGCUCCUGCAGUUCACCGACAAGAGAUUCCAACCCGUCCAUGAUCUCACCAUUGGCGUUGAGUUCGGUGCUCGCAUGGUCACCAUCGAUUCCCGACCUAUCAAGCUUCAGAUAUGGGACACUGCUGGGCAAGAGUCAUUUAGAUCCAUUACUAGAUCUUACUACAGAGGAGCAGCGGGAGCACUUCUAGUUUAUGACAUUACUAGGAGAGAGACUUUUAAUCAUUUAGCAAGUUGGCUGGAAGAUGCUCGGCAGCAUGCCAACCCUAUCAUGACAAUCAUGCUGAUAGGCAACAAGUGUGAUCUUUCUCACCGAAGGGCAGUGAGCAAAGAGGAGGGUGAGCAAUUUGCAAAGGAAAAUGGACUUCUGUUCUUGGAAGCUUCUGCUAGGACAGCUCAAAAUGUGGAAGAGGCCUUCAUAAAGACUGCUGCAAAGAUUCUCCAGAAUAUUCAAGGUGGUGUCAUUGAUGUGUCCAAUGAGUCAUUUGGUAUAAAACCAGGGUAUUUACGUCUCCAAAAUCAAAACGGUGCAAGAGAUGGAACUGUUAGUACUGGGGGUGGCUGUUGCAGCUGAUUAUGAGAAACUCAAACUCUGUGUAAUCUUUCUGUGAAUUUAUAUCUGGAAUUCCCUGUGAUAAGAGAGUAAAUAUACUUCUAGACUUGCCAUGGAAUGAAACUUUUGGAUAAUACUGCAAUCUCAUGUAUAGAUCUAAUCUCAAAAACAUUUGACUAUAUAGCACAUCCACUGAUCCACUGAAUGAAUGUUUGGAAAAUACCAUCUGUAGUGUUAUUUAAUGUCAAAUGCCAUUGUGAAAUUCUUCCACUCAGGCUUUUAUAUUGGAAUGGAUUUUUUCAAUUUUCUU